Liolophura sinensis is the source of this 1503-nucleotide messenger RNA. Its product is annotated as notchless protein homolog 1-like. Gene Ontology annotation, cellular component: nucleolus. Bases 42 to 1478 code for a protein of 478 amino acids. The transcript has 14 exons. Gene Ontology annotation, molecular function: protein binding. NCBI's taxonomy places the organism in Eukaryota, Metazoa, Mollusca, Polyplacophora, Chitonida, Chitonidae. Gene Ontology annotation, biological process: ribosomal large subunit assembly; Notch signaling pathway. The record is from RefSeq and is a predicted model, not a curated record.
CACAGGGAAGCGACAGGAAAACUUAACACCUUAAUAACACAAUGGCUGAAGAAGAAGGGAGGCGACUCUUGGCUCAGUUCAAGAGUGAAACAGGGGAGGUAACUGGUACUCCAUUUGACCUUCCAGUGGAUAUCACUGUGGACAAGCUACAACUCAUUUGUAAUGCUUUGUUACAAAAGGAGGAGUCCACGCCUUACCUGUUUUACGUCAACGACACCGAAAUUGUUGAUACCUUAGAGAAAUCCCUAGGUCCUGAAAGUUUGGAGACUUCAGAGAAAGUGUUGGAUAUUAUAUAUCAGCCGCAGGCGGUGUUCAGAGUGCGAUCCGUCACACGAUGUACCAGUUCCAUAGAGGGUCACGCAGAAGCUGUGAUUUCAUUGGCCUUCAGUCCAGAUGGAAGGUACAUGGCAUCGGGGUCAGGGGACACAACUGUGAGGUUCUGGGAUUUGAACACGGAAACACCACAAUAUGUGUGUAAAGCUCAUAAACAUUGGGUGUUGUGCAUCGCCUGGUCACCAAAUGGAAGGAAACUCGCCUCCGGUUGUAAAAAUAGUCAGAUAAACCUGUGGGACCCGUUGACAGGCAAACAGUUAGGCAAAACAAUGACAGGGCACAAACAGUGGAUUACAUGGCUUUGCUGGAAACCACUACAUCUAGAUCCAGAAUGUAGAUAUUUGGCAAGUUCAUCAAAGGAUUCCACAGUAAAGAUCUGGGACACAGUGUUAUGUCAGUGUUGCCUGACCUUAUCGGGUCACCUUCAGUCAGUGUCCUGUGUAAGGUGGGGCGGGGCUAACUUACUGUACACAGCCUCUCAGGACCGCACUGUCAAAGUUUGGAGGCCUGAUGAUGGAGUGUUAUGUCGCACAUUACAAGGUCACGGUCACUGGGUGAACACAAUGGCACUGAGCACGGAUUACGCACUAAGGACUGGGGCAUUUGAACCUGCCAAAGCCAGCUUAGUACCACAAGAUUGUGCAGAUUCGGAUGAGGAAUUGGCACAGAAAGCGCUAGAAAGAUACAAUAAUGCUAAGAACAACGGGCCUGAGCGACUUGUAUCUGGGUCAGAUGACUUCACACUGUUUCUGUGGCAACCUGAGGAAGAGAAGAAGCCCAUCGCCCGAAUGACUGGUCAUGCACAGUUGAUCAACGAGGUUUUGUUUUCUCCUGACACGCGUCUUAUAGCCAGCGCUUCCUUUGACAAAUCUGUCAAAUUGUGGGACGGGAAAACAGGAAAAUUUUUGGCCACACUGCGCGGCCAUGUCAGUCGUGUGUACCAAGUGGCAUGGUCAGCUGACAGUCGACUUCUCGUCAGUGGCAGCUCAGACUCCACUCUCAAAGUCUGGGACAUCAAGGCUAGGAAAUUGCUCCACGAUUUGCCAGGACAUGCUGAUGAGGUGUACACUGUAGACUGGAGUCCUGAUGGGCAGCGAGUGGCCAGUGGAGGAAAAGACAAGGUCCUCAAAAUAUGGAGGCGAUGAUGAUGAUGAUGAUGAUGAUGAUGAU